GUUCUUGGCAGGAACUGCCUCACGUAUCUUCUUGAACAUGCGCAUCUCGAGCCAACCAGGAACCUUGAGUUUCUGACGUACAGGCCUUCAAUGGCUACGGUAGACAAGAUAUACGCCGUCUGACGCGCGGUAAACAAUCAUUCAUUCAGAUAGAGGCAUGCCUCAUUACAUACAAAAGACGCAUAUUUCUUUGGUUCUACACACCCUUUGGAACAGUUAUAUCUAAUCAACACUUCCGAUAUGAGUGCCUCACUUGACCAUAAGGGCCCUCAUGCCGACGAGGCCGCCAUCGAUUCUACCCCAAAUGUUGCCGUAGGCACACUCGUAGAUGACAAGCUCACCACAAACGAACUCCAACAAUUCGGGCAAACAAAGCGCGGUCUCUCCCCUCGCCAUGUCCAACUCAUGGCCAUCGGCGGCUCCAUUGGCACUGGUCUUUUCGUCGGCAUCGGCUCCUCGCUCAGCAACGCCGGACCGCUCUCCCUUCUUCUCGGAUAUCUGUUCUGGGGCAUCCUAUUCGUGUGGCCCUGUAACCUCUGCGUGGCGGAGAUGUGUGCCUGGCUCCCUGUGCGUGGCACUAUCUUUGAACUCGCCUCAAGGUACGUGGAUCCUGCGAUGGGGUUCGCUUUAGGAUGGACGUACUUCUUUGCAGGGACGAUGCUCAUGUGUACGGAGUACAGCGCAGUGGCGACUGUCAUAGGAUAUUGGGCGCCAGAAGUGAAUCCAGCGGUGUGGGUGGCCAUGGCGAUGGUGGUGUGUAUUACACUGAACGUGGUUGCUGUGAAAUGGUACGGCGAAUCUGAGUUUAUUAUGGCAUCGACAAAGAUUCUCCUCCUUGUCGGUCUCAUUCUGCUCACUUUCAUCACCAUGCUUGGCGGUAAUCCCAAAGGCGACCGGUAUGGAUUCCGCUCCUGGACAAACGGCAACGCAAUGCACGCCUACUAUACCUCUGGUGCAACAGGUCGCUUCCUUGGAUUCUGGUCUGUCGUCCGAUAUGCAGCCUUCACGGUCGCCGGGCCAGACCUGAUAUCUCUUGCGGCUGGAGAAAUUCGCAACCCACGGCGCACCAUUCCCCGUGUCGCCCGCCUCGUCUUUUACCGCCUCGUCGGCUUCUACGUGAUCGGCGUGCUUGCUGUCGGUAUCAUCUGCUCAUCGCGUGACACGCGUCUGCUCAACGCCUUGGAUGCUGGCACGUCAGGCUCUGCUGCAUCGCCAUGGGUCAUCGGCAUCGAAAACCUAUCUAUCAGCGGACUACCAGGCCUGAUCAACGCGCUCAUUCUACUGUCAGGCUGGUCAUGUGGAAAUGCAUACUUAUACAGUGCCAGCCGCACGCUGUACAGUCUAGCCAGAGACGCACAGGCGCCACGACUUUUCAAGAAGUGUACAGCAGCGGGUGUGCCCGUGUUUGCUGUGACUGCUGUAUCUCUGCUCGCGUGCAUGACGUUCUUGGUCGCAAGCGACAGCGCGAUUACCGUGUUGUUCUGGUUCAUCAACCUGACGACUAUCGCGCUCAUUCUCACCUACACGGGAAUGCUGGUUACGUUUGUGUGCUGGCACCGUGCGCUGCGGGCUCAGAAUAUCUCGCGGUCUAUUCUGCCAUAUCGAGCACCAUUGGCGCCUUACUCAGCGUAUCUCGCAAUUGGUGUCGGGUGUACUGUAAUGUUGUUCAUUGGUUUCGAUGUUUUUGAGCCAUGGAGCACGCAGGGCUUCAUCACGAGUUACUUUGGCCUAGCUUUUGGGGUUGUGAUGUUUGUGGGAUGGAAGGUGGUGAAAUGUACGCACUUUGUGACAGCUCAGAAGGCGGAUGUAUGGAGUGGCAAGAAAGAGAUCGAUGAGGAGUGUCAUGAAUGGGAGGCGGGUGGGAUUGAAGAGAAUGAACGUCGUAGACUAGCUGGCAUGACGUUCUUAAUGAGAACAUGGGAGAGCAUGUGGUGAAGAUCAUAAAGAUGAGAUCAGUAGGUGAUUAGCCGGAUCUUUUUGUACAGCUUUUGUCGGUAGACACGGUGACAAGUUGCGCCCUUAUACAUAGGUUAGAAUAGCUAGGGUGAAGCAGAACACCUCUAGUCGCAGUCUAGCACGAUCUCUGUGCUCAUCCCAGGAAAAAGAAUAGCAUACAAGGGUUCUAUGAACCUUGGACC
Molecule: messenger RNA, 2138 nt
Organism: Pseudovirgaria hyperparasitica
Lineage: Eukaryota; Fungi; Ascomycota; Dothideomycetes; Acrospermales; Acrospermaceae
Product: AAT family amino acid transporter
Exons: 2
Coding region: 241-1935 (564 amino acids)
Biological process (GO): amino acid transmembrane transport
Cellular component (GO): membrane
Molecular function (GO): amino acid transmembrane transporter activity
Source: RefSeq, a predicted model, not a curated record